AUGGCAGAGGAUACGCACUUUGGCUUUGCACGUCCCUUGCUUCCAGCUAUAGGUGAAAUUCGGACAACCGGGAGCCACACAGUUUCUCCGAAUUCCAUACUUGUCCACGCACCUGGUGGUACGCUAGAUUUGUCCCUUUACAACUAUCAGCCAAUACCCACCAAGGGAAAUGAGAGUACAGCUAGGGAAGAAAAUUUCGGAAGUGUUGAGGAUGAGCUGGAAGCAGAUCAACCACCACCGAAAAAGAAAAUUUUCAAGGGACCGCGAAGGAGCAGCAUCCUUGAGCGUUUUGUUGCCUUAUUAGAAGAUCGGAGAAUAAUGGAGAGCAGUGAGGAUGCUCGUCAAUUGGAGGACAUAAAAAUGCCUAGGCUUCGGAACGUACUCAAUAUUAUAUUUAUCACUUCGGGAGUGUGCUUUCUACUAGCUGUUGUUGUUGUCAUCCUCUAUACGACUUUUGCCAGGUACGCGAAUUUCGAAUUAAGGAAACCUUGA
This is a messenger RNA of Mesocestoides corti, 492 nucleotides long. NCBI's taxonomy places the organism in Eukaryota, Metazoa, Platyhelminthes, Cestoda, Cyclophyllidea, Mesocestoididae. The record is from the annotation of a GenBank genome assembly.